This is a messenger RNA of Hyla sarda, 1769 nucleotides long. It is a transcript of the gene EVI2A, whose product is annotated as ecotropic viral integration site 2A. The transcript has 2 exons. NCBI's taxonomy places the organism in Eukaryota, Metazoa, Chordata, Amphibia, Anura, Hylidae. Gene Ontology annotation, cellular component: membrane. The record is from RefSeq and is a predicted model, not a curated record. The coding region runs from base 129 to 869 and encodes 246 amino acids.
GAAACAGCAGAAAGGCAAUCUUUAGAGCACUACAAGAUUUCAAGUGCAAGGAUAACCUAUGCAGUACGAAAACACCAGACAUCUUGAGUGAAAGACUACAAAGAUAACGGAAAAGUCAAGAGCGCAACAUGAGGAAGAUGCAUUCUUCACUGCAUCUUGUGAUAUUGUUUCUUUCCUUCAGUUGUAAAGCAGAAGUAACCAAGAUCUAUUUCAACACCGAUAAACCAGUAGUAACCAAAAUAAACAGCACAUCUGCUCCAAACCAUUUCCUGUCCUUUCAUAGAGACAAUUCUACAAACUCUUCAUAUAAACUUGUUCCAGAACUGAAAGGGCAAGUUGUUACUACAAGUAAACCAACUUUGACAACAGAUGCGUUUAAAUUCACCCAAAAACACACAACUAAGGACACAAAGGGGAUUAAAAGUAACCAUACUGCUAAAUCUUUUACCCCAACAGCUAACGUAACUUGUACAGCUGACGAGAAAUAUAAGACUGGAAUCAUAAUAUGCGUGAUCAUAAUAGCUAUCUUAGUUUUUAUCAUUGCAAUGUUAAUCAUAUGCACUGUGGCACUAGCAAACAAAAUAUCCAGUCUAAAGGCAAAACUAACACAGUCAAAGCGCCAUGCAAGGAGCAAUGGAGACUUUCUUAGUGCAUCAAGUCUUUUGUGGUCAUCGGGGAUGGAAACAUGGCAAAAAAAAGCAGGCAAUGUGACCAUGGAUGAGAUUUCACUGGGAGAUACAAACACAAUUGAAACUGAGAAAUGCAAACUGAUGGAUACUCCUGUGCUAGACAUAUCCAAAAAAGCUGCUGAAGAAAACAAAAGCUCACCAAGUGCAACUAUGACGACCAUCUCUACAGUAGAAGUUUAAAGAUUUUUUUUAUGUGCAAUUCAUUAGAUUCCCUGAGUUGACCUGAUCGGAGUUAUAUAGAAUGAAAUAUACUGCAUAGGAAUGUUUUACCUCUGACUAUAAUUGCCUUAUAAUAUUGCCUUUAUUUUUCAGUUAAAUGUCAAGGAGGUGGCGCAAAGUUGCUCAAGUGCCACAGUCUGGCACGCCUACUCACUCACCCUCUAUUCCCAGCAUCUCCUUAGCUGACAUACACAGAGACUUUACCAACCAACAACAGAAGGGCUUGGAGGUAAUGACAAGUGAGGAGACAUGCCAGACUGUGGCACUUGAUCAGUUAGGCUAUGCCUCCUUGACACUUAGCGGAGAGAAAAUAGGAAAAAAAAAAUUUUAACUGGGAAACACAAUCAGCGUUAGGAAAGGUUCAGGUUGUUUUUAUACUCAGCUAUGCAACAAUGUCUGCAGAUAAAGCAAAUUCCCGUGAAAGAGUAUCUGUCAUCUGCAAAACAUUUUAUAUACUUAAGAUAAUACCAUUAUAUGUAAAUUCAUAAUAUACAUUGGUAAAAUGUGUACAUUCUUGAGAGGGAAAAAUGUUUUAUCCCUGCAGCUAUUGCCUGUGUCUGUGCAGAGACAAAAUACAGGAAGUGUGGGCGGACAAGCAGGGCUCUGUGCAGGCUCCUGGCUUGACAAUCAGCCUGCUCUGUGAGCCGGGAGCAUGUGACAAAGCCUCAGUGCACAGGUCUGUGUUAUACACAAAAGAGUAGCAUAAACAUUGCAAAGUUGUUUUUUUUUCCGGAUGCAUCCUAGAAAUUAAAAAUGUAUAUAUAUGUUGGCCACUAGCUAUUCUUUGUUCCUGUUAAAGUGGAAAGAGAAAUCCUGUUCUAUUGUUUUAACAAAAUAUAUAUAUAAAAAAAAAAAAGUAAA